AUGGAUGGCUUUCAUACAAGAUUCAGUGCUUGGACCCCUUUUAGUAACAAACCGUUAAAUAGAGAGCUCUUUCAGGAAAGAGUGGCCCUUGUAAGUCAUUGGUUUGACCUCUGGACGAAUAAGCAACGCCAAGAAUUCUUAUUCAGGAUUUUGUUACAAUGCACUAAAUCUCAACUGAGGUUUAUCCAGGACUUGUUUUCACAGAGGAUAACAAUAGCCACAGUGGAUUUCUCUACAGUGUUGCCACGCUUCAUCUCUCUCUAUAUUUUUUCCUUCCUGAAUCCAAAAGAUUUGUGUGCAGCUGCGCAAGUCAGCUGGCCCUGGAAGUUUCUAACUGAACAGGAUUGCUUAUGGAGACCCAAAUGCAUUAAGCUCGGAUGGUUUCUGCCCUACACACCAACGGGUAAUGAGUAUGGUGCUUGGAAGCACCAUUACAUUGCCUGUGUGGCCAGCUUAGACUGGCUAACUCCUCGGGAGGCUGCAGCUGUUUAUGGAACCCUCAACGAACCCAAGAGAGGAGAAGAGGAGCUGCAGGAACGAGAAAGAGAAAAAUGCUUAAGAAAAAUGCUUUGGGAGAAAAUUGUACUACAUAAAAAAGAGUUAUUCAAAGCUCGGCCCCCUUGGGUGAGUGGAACAUGCUGCUCCAGAUUCCUCAGAUCCAAAUGCCAACCACGUCUCUCCCAGACUGUGAGGGAUCGAGUGAGAUUACACGGAGCUUUGGAGGAACAGCUUGUUUUGGCUUCCUUGGACUCUUUGCCCAAGCGGGUCAUUGGUUCUAACUGGACAACAAUGAGUAAUAGUAGUAGCAGUAUCGUUAUUGAGAAUAUGGUGGUGAACAGCGUCAAGGUAGAUGUCAUUUCUGUGGUCUAUGAACACUGUGGCAUAACCCUGGAGAGCCUGCUUGCUCUGGUAGCAAAUGCGCUGGAUGGACAAAAGGCACAGAGCAUCGGGAUACUGAGUGAUGGAGAUAAUAGACAGAUCAACUUACUUCAAGGCUCUAAAAUCGGUAUUGAAAAUUUACUACAACCUGAAGUAAGAGACUUCUGGGAGAAAUUAGGAAGCUAUGUGGCCACAGAAGACGAAGGGGGUCACGUGGACCUCUUUGUACCACUUGCAGCAUCAGAGGAAGGAAUAGAUGUUCUUUCUCAAAUGUCUCAACUAACUGGCACAUUGUUUACUGCUCCUUCUGGAAUCGCAACUGGAUCCUACCAACACAUUCUUAGUGAUUGGCUGGGACAACAGGAGGAAAAAGCUCCACCUUCCAUCUACUUUAUUGAGUCAAAGCUACAGACCUGGUUGAGCUUCACAGACUUCCUAGAAGACACCUUGAAAUCUGUGCGGAGACAGUUACGUCCUCUCUUCAAGGAGCUGCAAAAGAACAUCAGUGGCAGGAUGAUAGGAGAGUUUAUGUUUGACACGAUGAGUAUGGUCAACAUCUUGAAUCACCAGGAAAUUGUGCAGGCUCUGGUUGAUGGAUUGAUGGAGCUGUCAGAAGAAAAUUCUGAAAGAAAUAAUUUGCAGGACACAAAGUCAAGUCUGAGGAAAGAUGACCUCCAUUUUGAGUUGCUGGUUAAGCUGGAGAGAAAGCUCCAGAUGGACUCAGCAGACACACGAACCAGAGUUGCCAGGGAACUCUUACAGAGUGAGAGGAAGUACGUCCAGAUGCUGGAAAUUGUGAGAGAUGUUUAUGUAACUCCACUGAAAGCAGCACUGUCAUCAAACAGAGCGAUCCUGAGUGCUGCAAAUAUCCAGAUUAUCUUCUCUGACAUUCUGCAGAUUUUAGAUCUCAAUAGACAAUUUCUAGAUAACCUGAGAGAAAGACUACAGCAAUGGGGUCCAGCGCAGUGUUUGGGAGAAAUAUUCACCAAGUUUGGAAGCCAGUUGAAUACAUACACCAAUUUUUUCAACAACUACUCUGUUGUUCUGAAAACUAUCCAGAAGUGCCGAGAAAUGACACCAGCAUUCCGAGCAUUCCUGAAGAGGCAUGAUAAGACUGUUAUUACCAAAAUGCUGAGCCUGCAGGAGCUGCUUUUGUACCCUUCUCAGCGAUUUGAAGAAUAUAUUAAUCUGCUCUAUGCUCUGAGGCUCCAUACUCCUGCAGAACAUGUUGACCGCGGGGACUUGACCAUUGCAAUCAACCGAAUGAAACAAUAUAAAGGUUAUAUAGAUCAGGUGAAGCAAAACAUCAGUGGGAAAGACCAAAUGUCAGACCUACAGAGAAUCAUCAAGGGAUGCCCUAUCCUAUCAGAAGUGAACAGAUAUCUGAUUAGAGUUCAAGACGUAGCUCAACUUCACUGCUCUGAUGAGGAAAUCAUUUUCUCUUUAAGACUCUACGAACAUGUCCAUGAUCUCAGCCUGUUCCUCUUCAGCGAUGUGCUACUGCUUUCCCGACGGAGCAUUUCUUAUAUUCCAUUUGAAAGGACAGCAAAAACCACCCACCAGUUCAUUGCCUCAGUGGCCCUGCAUAGACUACUUGUGGAAGAUAUUCCAGAUUCCAAAUAUAUCAAGAAUGCAUUUAUUCUUCAAGAUCCAAAACAUGAGUGGACUUGUGCAACGGAAACUGAAGAGGAGAAAUUCCUCUGGUUGUCAACACUCCAAAAUGCAAUCAAAAGCAGUCUAAAGAAGUGA
Messenger RNA from Elephantulus edwardii (Cape elephant shrew), 2628 nucleotides. It is a transcript of the gene ECT2L, whose product is annotated as epithelial cell transforming sequence 2 oncogene-like. The transcript is spliced from 20 exons. The coding region runs from base 1 to 2628 and encodes 875 amino acids. The record is from RefSeq and is a predicted model, not a curated record. Lineage: Eukaryota; Metazoa; Chordata; Mammalia; Macroscelidea; Macroscelididae. Gene Ontology annotation, molecular function: protein binding; guanyl-nucleotide exchange factor activity.